ACAGAGGAGCCGUCAAACAUGGGGAUGAGCCGGCCCUCAGUGGGAUGUAAGAUAUAAUGUACACUUAUUUGAUUUCUAACAUAUUGUAGGUGGAUUGCUUUAAAUCUGAGAAAAAAAACAUCUCACACAUUCUGUUACAAGUUGACACUCAACAAAUCACUCACUGUCGUCUGGGACAACAAGGAUCAGUUCUCUCUGAUUGAUUUUAUUUAUCAGACAAAGAAAGAAAAAGUUCAACAAAAACAAUCAUGGAAUUCAAAAACAUGCCACGAUUUUAGAAAAAUACAAUCAUUACAAAUGUCCCUAUAAACCUGUUCCCUUAAAACUUUAUCCUAUUAGCUACACCUGAAACAUGGCUGCAGAGUCCUCGAGCGGCUCAAAAGGUUUUCAAACCAGUCAUGUGGUGACUGUUUCAUGAGCUGCUAACUCUUUGUCCUUAAAGACCUAUGGUUUCCAACCUGGGGGUCGGGACCCUCACAAGAGGUCGUGAGAUUAUUCUUAGUGGUCACAGGAUGAUUGUAGGGGUAGGAAAUAUUAAAACACAAAAUGAUGUUUAUUUUUUAUGUAUCUUUUCUAAUCUUUGCACUUUUUCAUGUGAAAUACUUAUAUUUAGUUAAACUUCUUAAGCCCUCUAAAAUGCAUUCACAUGAAACAACGGAAGAUCACUUAAAUGUAUCUCCAGUUUGUGCCUCAUGUUACAGUCCAGUCACAGAGCUGUUAGCCGCAGAUACAAAUGAUUUUUAACCAGUUUCUUAGGUUGCGACUGUUUCUCCUCAUGCAGGUAGCCAGAAAUUACAUCCCUCCUUGUUUGUUUUGUACAACAUGCACAAAUAGAAAGAAAGACACACAUUAUUUACUCUGAAAGAAUUGAACAACACAAGAGUAUAGACAAUGACAAUGUAACUUGUACAUUAUUUUUACAUUUGGUUCAUUUCCACAUUUUAUUUAUUUAGCAAGGACAUGUUAUUUGCAGCUACUGUCUUUGUUUGGGUCAAUGAAAGAAUCGUUUUACAUUCUCCGAUUGUUUUCAUGCGAGUCAGAAUUGCAUCAAGGCAUCCCAAGUAGACGUGGUUCAUAUUAAGGGGUCACAAACCAAAAACAAAGUUGCUAAACCACAGCUACACCCUUUAUCUAACAUCCAGGAUGGCGGCAGCCGUGUGAGAACAGACAUCCAGUGCGUCAGCUGAGCAGUGAGAAAUGGUCAGUGAGGCAAUAGGUAGAUUAUGGAGGAGGACUGAUAUAUUCAUGAGGUGUUUAUAUCUUGUUUUGGUAUCUGACGCUGUAAUCUGAUUCAUGACAGACGCAUUCUGGGGCUAUCUUUGUGCACUGUUCCUCUCAUAUCAAAUAUUUGGUUGCAUAUUUGAAGUAUUGAUGUCAACAGAGACAAGCUUAGUGCUACAGAGACAGACCGUCUCACACAGAGUGACAGGCCUUUUCUACUUCCCUACUGAAGCACUGGGAUCUUUCCAGGCGUCACUCGGAUAUUUUGAGCGACAUGUGACGUGACACGGUUGCUCGCUGCUGCCCGUUGACACUCGUGUUUGUCCCAGUUUCAAAAGAGAAACAAGAUUCUUCUGGUCGAUUUCAUCACCGCUGGCUUUGGGAUGCCACUUGGUUUCCUAUCAAGGAUCCGUGAUAGCUUAUGGUUUUAUUACUUUGUUUUAAGCUUGAAGGAAAAAAACAAACGUAAAAGCAACUGGUGCUGGGUGCCUGCAGAGAGCCCGAAAAGAGCUGGGACCAGGACUAUGAUCACUUCCUGCUUUCUCUCCUGGACGACCAGGAGCCCUGCUACAUGCUUUACCGCCUCGACUCCCAGAAUGCUCAGGGCUACGAGUGGAUCUUCAUAUCGUGGUCUCCUGAUCAGUCUCCAGUGAAACAGAAGAUGCUGUAUGCUGCCACCCGUGCCACAGUAAAGAAAGAGUUUGGCGGUGGCCAUGUGAAGUAUGAGCUGUUUGGCACAGCCGAGGAGGACAUCUGUUUGCUGGGCUACCAGCGUCACGUGUCAUCCUGCUCGGGUCCUGCCCCGCUCACAUUAGCCGAGCAGGAACUCCAGAGGAUCAAAUUCACAGAGGGCCGGGUUAAACAGGUGAAUACAGAUAACAGCGUGGAGAGUAAGCACCAGACACUUCAGAGUCUAGCUUUCCCUCUGCAGGAGACAGCCAAAAAAGCCCUGCAGCAACUUGCCCAAAAACGCAUUAACUACAUACAAUUGAGGUUGGAUGUAGAGAAGGAGACGAUCGAGCUGGUCCACUUUAACCCGACAGAAACUCGUGAUUUGCCCCGCAGAGUUCCCACAGACACCCCCAGAUACCACUUCUUCCUUUAUAAACACUCCCACGAAGGAGACUACCUGGAAUCUGUCGUGUUCAUAUACUCCAUGCCCGGAUACAGCUGUAGCAUUAAGGAGCGGAUGUUGUAUUCUAGCUGCAAGAGUCGACUACUGGAGGACGUGGAGAAAGAUUACCAUUUAGAAGUUGCUAAAAAGUUGGAGAUUGAUAACGGAGAUGAACUGACAGAGGACUUUCUGUAUGAUGAGGUCCAUCCCAAGCAGCACGCUCACAAACAGGCCUUUGCUAAACCCAGAGGCCCAGCAGGAAAAAGGGGACACAAGCGCCUCAUUAAGGGGACAGGAGAGGCCAUACAGAGCAGCUAGAGGCGGACACAUUUCUCCCGUAGUCAAGUCUGCAGUUCCAGCCCUCCCCAUUUCCCCAGACCCACUAACACCUCGUCAGGCCCAGAGGAAGGAGCACAGUGAUGGAUUUGCUCCGCUGUUUGUGUACUGAAACACUUGUGCUAUAUAAAUAACAUGUUUUUGGUGAAAAUGUGCUAAUAAAUGAUCCGUCUCUCCCACAGGUAAAUAAAUAUGAAGACAUACUAUAUGUAACACAUCUAAGAAACAACAAAAAUCUCUCAUGUGUAUUGAUAACUUCCACAAUUUACAAAAACUAUCAGGCUGAAACCAGUCCAGCGGCCUUGCUAUUGUGAAUCUAACCUGUCUGGUUAUUUUAUAAUUCUAUAGCAAUAGACCUGCAGUUUACAAUAUAAUAGACUCGUAAUGAAUUGUAAAUGCUUAGCCAGAUGUUUCAGUCCUCAUGUCUGCUCUUCAAUACAAGUUUUGUAUCAACAAUGGUUGUAAGACAAUAUGAAAGGAAAUUCUAAAUAAAUGUUGUUUAUACUGUGGUAUUAGA
Cottoperca gobio is the source of this 3188-nucleotide messenger RNA. RefSeq names its product twinfilin actin binding protein 2 (gene twf2). Gene Ontology annotation, cellular component: myofibril; actin filament; cytoplasm. Bases 1793 to 2653 code for a protein of 286 amino acids. Gene Ontology annotation, molecular function: actin monomer binding; actin filament binding. Gene Ontology annotation, biological process: regulation of lamellipodium assembly; actin filament depolymerization; positive regulation of neuron projection development. NCBI's taxonomy places the organism in Eukaryota, Metazoa, Chordata, Actinopteri, Perciformes, Bovichtidae. The transcript is spliced from 9 exons. The record is from RefSeq and is a predicted model, not a curated record.